Messenger RNA from Prorocentrum cordatum, 574 nucleotides. NCBI's taxonomy places the organism in Eukaryota, Dinophyceae, Prorocentrales, Prorocentraceae. The record is from the annotation of a GenBank genome assembly.
AUGCCUGGGUGGCCUAUGGCUGCGACCGCUGACAAAGUGGCUGUCUGCACCGCGCCUCCGCCCGCACUGCGCGACCACGAGCACGGUGGCGCGGAGACCCCCAGGAGGCUACCGGACGCCAGGGCCGCACAGGCGGCGGCGUGGCCCCCCGAGGGCGAGGUGCUGGACAGGCGGUGGGCCCACCCCGAGGAGGGCCUCGCCAUCCAGGUGCUCGCGCGCCACGUCGUGCGCCUCGGGCGCUCCGGCCGCCUGCUCGAGCAGGCGAUCGGGAACGCCUACCGGGCCGCCCCUGGCGGGCGCGACGCCUGGCGCUGCUGGAGCUUCCUGUCCAGGCAAGACGGCCUAACCGCGUACGUGGACGAGAAGAUGCGGCUGCUCGACCUGUACGACAAGUACAAAGCGCCUGGCGCCUCGUUCAGCACGAGGCACGACGACGCUUGCGUGGACGGCCAGAUGACCAUGUCCCAGCUGUACGGACGGAGGUCGCUGCUUCCCAGAGUCGCAGACGAGGAGGCGCGCGAUCAGCUGCCCUUCCCUGGCACCUUGUCGUCCGUCCCGCCCGCGCAAGACGAAG